Scylla paramamosain (green mud crab) is the source of this 3665-nucleotide messenger RNA. Its product is annotated as visual system homeobox 1-like. The coding region runs from base 848 to 2470 and encodes 540 amino acids. Gene Ontology annotation, cellular component: nucleus. The record is from RefSeq and is a predicted model, not a curated record. Gene Ontology annotation, molecular function: DNA-binding transcription factor activity, RNA polymerase II-specific; sequence-specific double-stranded DNA binding. Gene Ontology annotation, biological process: regulation of transcription by RNA polymerase II. The transcript has 7 exons. NCBI's taxonomy places the organism in Eukaryota, Metazoa, Arthropoda, Malacostraca, Decapoda, Portunidae.
CUAUCAUCGUUAUGGCCCGGCCGCUACGCCUUUCAGGAAUUAUCCUUGCAAAUGCCUCAUUAGAUAUUCAGAGCUCAAAUGAUUCUUGAUUUCAGCUUGUAAAUGUUGGUGGAAUAGUUGAUUAAAAUGUUGUUGAGUGGGCAAACGCUAUGCAAACGAUUCGCUUUAGCCGGGUUUGGAGUAAAGGGAUCCGGGAAUGGAUAGGUCGUAAGAGGUUGUCAAUCAUAAUGAGAGCUCCGUGCUGAUUGGCCGGCCGCGGCGAGGGUGGGACCAAUGGGCGGCGAGUUGGGAGAAAGGGGUGGAGCCUACCGCUCGGUGUCGCCCUCUUGAAGAUCCGUAUUUACAAGAUUAUAUACUGUUUGUGAAUUAUACAAGAUUUAUUGGUGUGUUGACCCAAGGGCGCCCUGAUGGGGCGUGGGCGGCGGAGCGAGGCCAGGUGGCGUCCACAGGCACGGCAGGAGGGGCGGGAGGGGGCAGGCCCGUCGGCGCUGGGCCCGCCCCUGCUUGCCCACCCAAAAUGGCUAAUAAUGGCGGGCCGAGCGGAGGGACGAUUAGCCGAAGUGCGGGUGCGUGUGGCCCGCGCCUCGGCGCAGGACCGUUGCGGACCGGGCCGUCGCGCCCGCAAUAAGGCCGGAUCACUGGCCCACCUGAGCCACUCGGGGCCCGAACCCCCGCCCGCCACGGCUCAUCUCGCGCCCACCACCCGCACGCCGCCCCCGCGCCAGUUGACCGCCGCCACCCCCCGCGCGCACCACGCCAUGCCGCGGGCGCACUAACUCGCGCCGCCGCCACCGCCGCCGCCACCACCACUGGAGUGUCGCUCAGUGGGGAGUCAGCGGCCGCCGCCAUGAACCUGCUGCACCCUGACCGCGGCGCGCUAUACGCCAACAUGCUGGGCACCAUGGGCGGCGCCUCCGCCUCGCUGCCGCAGCGCUCGCCCUUCGCCAUUCAGGAGCUGCUGGGCCUGGGCUCCUCCGAGGGGCACCGCUCCCCGCCCAGCCUCACCUCGGGGGGCCUGCCGCACACCAUCACGCCGUCAGCGCUGGGCACGUCCCUGGGCACCUCUGCCUAUACAGCCGCACGCACCCUCGCCUCGCAGGCCUCGCAGCUUCUGGAGCCCCUGGGCGUGGGCGCAGGGGCGGGCAUGGGUGCGGGCAUGCGGAGCUACUUCGGACAGUUCAAUCCUUUCAACCAUGCCCCGCCUCAGAUGCUGGCCCUGGACCCCGCCCUCAGGCACGACUCCCACCACCAGGGCCACACCCACUCAGGUUUCAGCUCUGAGUCGCUGCUGGGGAAGCCGACAGAUCAGUCAGGCUUGGGAAUGUCUCGGAAGAAGAAGAAAAAGAGACGCCACAGGACUAUCUUCACGUCCUACCAGUUGGAGGAGUUGGAGAAAGCCUUCAAGGACGCCCACUACCCCGAUGUCUACGCCCGGGAGAUGCUGUCCCUCAAACUGGACCUACCUGAGGACCGGAUACAGGUGUGGUUCCAGAACCGUCGAGCGAAGUGGCGUAAGACGGAGAAGACGUGGGGCAAGAGCACCAUCAUGGCGGAGUACGGCCUGUACGGCGCCAUGGUGCGACACUCCCUGCCGCUGCCGGAGUCCAUCGUCAAGUCCGUGGAGGCGGGCGAGGAGUGUCCGGCGCCCUGGCUCCUAGGUAUGGGUCAGAGUCCAGGGAUGCACCGGAAGAGCAUAGAGGCGGCGCAGCAGCUGCAGAAGGUGGAGGACGAGAAGGAUCCGGAGAAAAGCGGGGAUGGCCACGACGACAAGCGUGACCUGAACAGCGGAGACACAAGUGGGGAGGGGAGCGGCGGAGGAGGAACGACGGGGACGAACUCUGAGGAAGGAGGUGGAGAAGGUGGAGGAGGCGGGGGAAGAGAAGAAGAAGGAGGGGGAGGAGGAGGAGGAGGAGGUGGAGGAGAAGGAGGAGGAGGAGGAGGAGGAAGAGGAGGAGAAGAAGGAGAGUGUGCAAGAGGUAUAGAGGGGGAGGGCGGGAGAGGAGAAGGUGGCAGUGGAGGUGGAGGUAGCAGUGCAGGUGGUGGAGGCAAUGGUAGCAGUAGUGGUGGCAGGAUAAAAGGAGAGAGAAGCGGAGAUCUGAGUGACAUGGACGACGGCUGCGGUGACCUGAGCGAAGACGAGGGAAGCAGGGAGGGCGAGGCGGUGGAGAGCAAGAUCCACCUGCCCACCGACGACUUCAGGUCCAGCAGCAUCGCCGCCCUCAGACAACGGGCACAGGAGCACAGCGCGAUGUUACUGCAGAGCAUGAGUCCACACGAGGCUCUCAGCCACGCUCACGCCCACGCCCACGCUCUCCACCAGCAGCAGCAGCAUCUUCAACACCAGCAGCAGCAGCAGCAACAGCAGGAACAGGAGUCCUCACAACGACAGGUCCCUCCGCUCCACGCGUUAGGGGCGGCGCUCCCCCCCACGCCCCAUCGCUCCCACCACCUUCACCAGGCUCUCUUCUAAGAUGGAGAGCUGGCCCGUGACUCCCUGUGAUUCCCACCGGUGACUCCUCCCUGCCACGCCCUCAUCACACUUUCACAUCCUCGCCUCAGCCCGCCGAAGACCAUCCUAGCCCAUCAUCCCCGCCGCAACCCACCACUGGCUCUUCACCCCUGGCCCGUCACCCCUGCCGCGUCACCCCCGCCGCAGCAUCAGUCACUCAGCCAAGUCCCACUCAAUCAUUCUCUUCAUAGCCGACUGAAAUUAGAGUAAAAUGACAAUGAGAUCUUCCAAAGUCACCAUUUUUUUUUUUUUUUUUUUUUUUUAUAAUGUAACCCUUUUUGUCCUCUUCCGUCUCGUGUCUAUUCUCUGUCUCGUCUAUUGAAUAUUUAUGUUUUUUUCUAUGAUUUUAGUAUUUUAGUAUUUUAGUAUCUGAUUUUUCUUUCUUUUUUUUUUCUCUAUUCCUCCUUCAGGUCUCUUUCUGUAUAUUGUUUAUUCUUUAUAUAUAUUUUUUUUUAUACUUUCACCAUUUUUUCUUUCCUUCUUUCUUCCUGUCUCUUUUAUUUAAUUGGUCUGUUGAAUAUUAUGUUUUUUUUUUUUUUUUGUAUAAUCUCACUUUUUUCUAUCUCUCUUUCUCCUUCCAGUCUCUUUUUCUCAAUUUUUUUCUCUUGAGUAUUUAUAUAUAUUUAUUUUUUUCUAUAUUUUCCUGUUUGAUUUCUUUGAUGUCUGAAAGCAAGGCAAUAUUGUAUGUCCUGUUAAUCAGAUGAAAAGAGAUGCAUUUUCUAGUCUUAUUUUUCAUCAUCGAGCAUCAAAAUGUAUCGUUAUUAAACCUCACAAUGCAUUAUACUUUUUUUUUUUAUUUACUCAUUUUGUGUCAAGCAGUUCCUAAUCGUAUAGCAAAAUACGUUUCAUCUCUUCUCUCUCUCUCUCUUUUUUUAUUUUUCUUUAUCAUUUUUGUAUCUCAUAACUUUCUCGAUCAAAAACUUUCCUCCAUUAUUCUCUUUUUAAAUGUGUCUUCAUAUUUUGACUCGUACGUUUCUAUCUCAUUUUUAACCUAAUUUCUCUCCUCCCUUUCGCAUCUUCCUUCCGUUCCUUGUCUGUUUAUUUCUCUCUCUCUCUGAGCCUCAACCUCCCAUUCCCUCGUAUUCUCGCUCCCUUUUCCUUCACCUGUUUUGAGACUCUUAUUAUUAUUAUUAUUAUUAUUAUUAUUAUUAUUAUU